Molecule: messenger RNA, 459 nt
Organism: Strongylus vulgaris
Lineage: Eukaryota; Metazoa; Nematoda; Chromadorea; Rhabditida; Strongylidae
Source: the annotation of a GenBank genome assembly
AUGACACCGCCGAUAGUGACAACUACUACUAUGACACCGCCGAUAGUGACAACUACAACAAUUCCUGGGACAACGACUACAAGCAUUAGCACGAGCACGACUACAACGACUACAAGCACGACGACAACUACAACGACAACAGUCGCGCCACCUGCAAACUGCUGUCCUGCGCUGAUGCAAACAUUGACAACAAGCGAGUUCCCUGACGGUCAAAUGACAUUCGUCUACAAUAACAAUGAAUGUCGAACGGCAGUCGUAGCGACGUGUUCGCAAACCGAUCCAGCGUUUGAUUUGUACGCUGCAAUUGUGGCUAACGGACAAUUUUUCUUGGACUAUGGUCCUAAUAAUAUCAGCUUCCCAGGCACAUGCAAUACGACACUUCAACAAUGGGAGAUGGGAACACCGCCACUUCUCAUCAAUACGCUAGAAUGUCGCCUUACAAAUCCUCCAUCAGGAUAG